Eutrema salsugineum is the source of this 1120-nucleotide messenger RNA. Its product is annotated as protein BREVIS RADIX. Lineage: Eukaryota; Viridiplantae; Streptophyta; Magnoliopsida; Brassicales; Brassicaceae. The record is from RefSeq and is a predicted model, not a curated record. Bases 26 to 1063 code for a protein of 345 amino acids. The transcript has 5 exons.
CAGAGAACACAAAAAGAGGCAAAAGAUGUUUACUUGCAUAGCUUGUACGAAAGCAGACGGAGGUGAGGAAGUCGAAAAUGGAGCGCGUGGAGGCAUCACUCCCAAUACUAAAGAAGCCGUCAAAAGCCUAACCACACAGAUUAAAGAUAUGGCUUUGAAAUUCUCUGGUGCUUAUAAACAAUGCAAGCCAUGUACUGGUUCCUCUAACAGCCCCAUGAAGAAAGGACAUAGACCGUUCCCAGAUUAUGACAAUGCCUCUGAAGGUGUUCCAUACCCUUACAUGGGUGGAAGCGCGGGUUCAACUCCUGCUUGGGACUUCACAAACUCCUCUCACCAUCCAGCUGGACGGUCAGAGUCAAAAUUCACUUCAAUCUAUGGAAACGAUCGGGAAUCGAUCUCUGCUCAGUCUUGUGAUGUGGUGCUAGAUGAUGAGGGGCCUAAAGAGUGGAUGGCUCAAGUAGAACCUGGUGUCCAUAUCACAUUCGCUUCGCUUCCCAAUGGAGGAAAUGAUCUGAAACGUAUCCGCUUUAGCCGGGAGAUGUUCGACAAGUGGCAAGCUCAACGGUGGUGGGGUGAGAACUAUGACAAAAUCGUUGAGCUUUACAAUGUACAGAGAUUUAACCGUCAAGCCCUUCAAACGCCUGCAAGAUCCGAGGACCAGUCACAGAGAGAUUCAACUUACUCGAAGAUGGAAUCAGCGAGAGAAAGCAAAGACUGGACCCCAAGACACAACUUCAGACCUCCAGGAGUGAAUGUCCCGCAUCAUUUCUAUGGUGGUUCAAGCAACUAUGGACCAGGAAGUCAUCAUGGAGGACCUCCAAUGGAUGCAGCACGAACCACCACUUCUUCCAGAGAUGAACCACCAUCAAUGAGCAACGCUAGUGAAAUGCAGGCUGAGUGGAUCGAAGAGGACGAGCCCGGUGUUUACAUUACCAUCAGACAAUUAGCAGAUGGGACCAGAGAGCUACGUCGGGUCAGAUUCAGCCGGGAACGAUUUGGGGAAGUGCACGCAAAGACAUGGUGGGAGCAGAACAGAGAGAGAAUACAAUCACAAUACCUCUAAAAAGAAAACAGAAAUAUGAGUCUCUCUACCAAAUCUUUAAUUGAUUAAUCUCCUCCU